CCGGGUCCCCGGCUCCGCCCGAUCCCUCCCCGCCUUUUAGGCGGCGGCUCUGAGUUGGGACGUCUCAGUGCCUCCUGGUCCAUACAGUCAGUCGACCACCCGGCCCGUUCCGAACCCGGUCCGCACAGUCCAUUUGCCCCAGUACAGCCUCUCCAGCCCACUCCCAGCCGCAGCCAUGGACGCCAUCAAGAAGAAGAUGCAGAUGCUAAAACUCGACAAGGAGAACGCCAUCGACCGAGCCGAGCAAGCAGAAGCCGACAAGAAACAAGCAGAAGAUCGCUGCAAGCAGCUGGAAGAAGAGCAACAAGGACUCCAGAAGAAGCUCAAAGGAACUGAGGAUGAGGUGGAAAAGUACUCUGAGGCUGUGAAGGAUGCCCAGGAGAAACUGGAGCAGGCUGAGAAAAAAGCCACCGAUGCUGAAGCAGAUGUGGCCUCUCUGAACCGUCGUAUCCAGCUGGUAGAGGAAGAGUUGGACAGGGCCCAGGAACGUCUGGCCACAGCUCUCCAGAAGUUGGAGGAAGCAGAGAAAGCAGCAGAUGAGAGUGAGAGAGGAAUGAAGGUCAUCGAGAAUAGGGCCAUGAAGGACGAGGAAAAAAUGGAACUACAGGAGAUGCAACUAAAGGAAGCCAAACACAUUGCAGAGGAUUCCGACAGAAAAUAUGAGGAGGUGGCCCGGAAGCUGGUGAUCCUGGAGGGAGAGCUGGAGCGCUCAGAAGAGAGAGCAGAGGUAGCUGAGAGUAAAUGUGGGGACCUAGAGGAGGAACUGAAAAUUGUUACCAACAACCUGAAAUCUUUGGAGGCCCAAGCGGACAAGUAUUCCACCAAAGAAGACAAAUAUGAAGAGGAGAUCAAACUGCUGGGGGAUAAGCUGAAGGAGGCUGAGACCCGGGCAGAAUUUGCUGAGAGGUCUGUGGCGAAGCUGGAGAAAACCAUUGAUGAUCUGGAAGGUAAAUUCCUUCUCCUUACCUCCCCUGCCUCUGCUGCUGUGUCCUAUUAUUCUCUGCAUUUGUCCUCUAUGUGCUUCUCCUGUGCUUUUGUCCAUCCAUGUGUCCCAUACCUUCACCCCAUCACUACCACGUGCCCCUCAUACUCCUUUGUGUAUCUCCCUCUGUGCCUGCCAUUCUCCUACCCCCUUCACAGAGACCUUGGCCAGUGCCAAGGAAGAGAACGUGGAGAUUCACCAGACACUGGACCAGACGCUGCUGGAGCUCAACAACCUGUGAAGCCCAGCCCAGGUGGACCUGGCUUUACCCUCUGCAGGGGCUCUCCUUUCCUUCCCUCACUCCCUCCCUGCUCAGGGCUCCCUUCCCUGUAUUUCAGGCCCAUUAAAACCACCAACUCAACACGCAUGAGCCAUUUCUUGGUGGGGGGAGACAUAAGGGUUCUCAGAAAGAGUUCUGGAAUUUGAA
Gracilinanus agilis (Agile Gracile Mouse Opossum) is the source of this 1409-nucleotide messenger RNA. It is a transcript of the gene TPM2, whose product is annotated as tropomyosin 2. Gene Ontology annotation, cellular component: actin filament. The record is from RefSeq and is a predicted model, not a curated record. Gene Ontology annotation, biological process: actin filament organization; muscle contraction. Gene Ontology annotation, molecular function: actin filament binding. The coding region runs from base 176 to 1408 and encodes 410 amino acids. Lineage: Eukaryota; Metazoa; Chordata; Mammalia; Didelphimorphia; Didelphidae. The transcript has 9 exons.